AUGCCUUCCGAUUGUAUGUUGCUUCCAUGGAGCUCGGCACAGGUGAGUCGACAAGUUUCGUUGCAUUUUUUGGUCAAUUUCGAAGAGAAAAUGUACAAUUUUCGAGAAUUUUGCGGAUUUUUUGAACCGACAAAGUCGCGCCUAAAUUUUUUAUUGGGUUUUUGCUUUUUUCGGGAUGGAGAAGGUUCCCAGUCGUUCAUGGAGAAGCUCUGUUGUUUUUACAAGUCAAAACGAUGCGAAGUAAUUGAGUUUUUAUCAAUUUUUGGGAGUUUCGAAAUUUAGGUAGCUAUCUGAAACUAAAAUAAGGUCGCUAAUGGUUAUGCGGAUGUUAUUCUUAGAAAGUUUACGUUGAUCUAACGUAUUAGGCCCCAUGUGGCUGGCCAAGUCAGUUUUAGCUAGUAAUUACCUGGAUUCUCUGAUUUUUUGAAAGACUUUUCCAUCAACUGUUAUGGAUAACACAAAUUUGCUAAUUUCUCCUCUGUUUGCAGCAAUUCGACGCUUAUCAAUUGAAGACUGAAUCAUUCCGACCAAAUCUGUACAUUUACGACUACAACUCCAGCUCCAGCGCUACCACUCCGUCUUCAGAAGAGCCGGAUUCCGAAUCAACUUCGGCUGAAUCUCCGACCUGUAGCCGGCUGAAUAACAGUUUUGAGGACGCCAAACUUCAAUAUGUAGACGAAAGAAGGUACACUGAAUCUCCUGGGUUUAAAUUAAAAGGUGAGUUGAUUUAAAUUUGUUUGUUUUUUCUGGGGUUUAGGCAUGACUUGAAUUUGAUCAUGAGUAAUAUCAAAAUAUCUUUGAUAUUGAUGAUGAAAGUGUUUGUUGAGCUAGAUAUGGUGUUUUAAGGCUAUUAUAAGGUCUGAUUCUAGCUUCCGAACAAUCCCACCACUCCAAAUGGCGGGAACAUCUUCACCAUCGAGCCGAUUUCCGGAAGCGCCGAAAACUGGAUCAACCCAAGCUUGUGGAGCCUAAAUCGGGGCGCAUCCACAAAAUCCUCAGCCAGGAUACGCUGGAUCAGCUCGAGCGACGGAGGAAGGUCAAAUCAUCCAAGAGGGAUGAGAACUCGAAUAUAGUUCAGCUCAAAGAUCGGCUCGACCCUAGUUCGGUGAGUCAGUUUGCGAGUUUUUUGUAAUGCCAUUUGGCCCGAAAUUAUCGGGAUGAAUCAUUAAUGGAAAAAUAAUGGGCAAAAGUCUUGUUUAUUUGUGGAAUUUGGAUGUUUAUAUUGUAGUAGGUGAUUUGAAUGGUAAUUUAGGGGGAAAUGAGGGUUUUUGGGAUUAAACAGAUGUGAAAUGGGUUAACAAUGAAGGCCGAUAUCAACAUCGACUUUUUGCGUACUGUAAUUUGUGGGGUUAUUUUGAAUUUUGAUCACUUUUGGCGAUUUUUUAUCAAAUUGACCUAAAGUAAUAUAAAAAAUGUCGAAAAUCACGUUUUUCUUAUGAAUGGAAACCUAAAGCAUCAUUGACUGUCUAGAUUAUCACGAGAACGAACAAUCAGACACGUUUUUCACCCGUUCCUUCUUCGAAAAUAUUGUUUUUGAGCCGAAAUUUGUCAAAAUUGAUGUCCUCCCCUCUCUUUUAUCUCCAAGACCGCGAACAGCUCGAAUUUCCGGCUGAACCUUUAUUCCAUUCGCUUUCACGGGCGUUCUCCUCGGUUUGUGAUCGGAUUUCUCGCGCGAGAGCUCGCGGAAAAAAGGUUUGUUUGUCUUCCAAAACCCCACUACUUUAACAUGCCGUUAGAAAGCAGUAACUCGUGUUUUUCGUCUGCUUCUCGAGAUGGGAAGUGGAACGGAGGUUUGUUUUCCCUGUAGAGUACAAUUUAGCGGAACAUUGGGGGGAUCGGAGCGGGUCCUGAUCUUGAUUUAGAGGUCUGGAGGGACUGCAUUGUGCAAAAAUUUUUUUUAUUUUUGCCGAAAAUACGUUACUAGAAGAUCAAAAAUUGAAGAAAGUGGUUGUUAAAUUAAAUUUAGAGGCUAUUAUGCUUGAUUUUGAGGUGUAUUGAGCGAGAACUCGAUAUUUUUUUGGAUGACUUAUAUUGGACAUGGCAGUUUUGAUCGAAAAUCAUCGUUUUUUUUUUGUGUUAUGCUGCUUUGAAAAGACCUGUAACGUCUUGAAAGCACUAUUUUAUAAGCGAUGUAACCAAUUUUUGACGAAUUUCAAUGAAAUUUAUAUUGUUUUCGAUAGCUGAUAUUGCACUAGACAAUUUUUGAUCAAAAUUAAGUUUAUUCCUGGAUUUUAUAUGUGGAAUGUCCAUUAUUUGUCUUAAAAAUCCUUUUGUGUUCGCAGAUUUUGUCUUUUUUGGCUCAAUUUUGUCGCAAAUUAUAUUGUUCAUGACGUCAAACCCCUUGAUUUUUAAUUCAAUUUUUGAAGGAAGUCAUGGUAGAAUAGGGUUGUUAAUAGAAUAAAAGGGUAUUGUAAGAUGUUUCAACUUUGAAUUAGUUUGAUUUUGAGGUUUUUAGAUCGAAAAAUUGACAUUGUUUUAGAUGAUCUAUGUUAUACUAGACAAGUUUGAUCAAAAAUUUUUAUGAUUUUACAAUUUAAUUAGUGGAAUAGACCCUAUAGAUCUCAAAAAUGAUAUGCAAUUUAAGAUUUUGCAAAUUUUUUGAUCGAAUUUUAUCGAAAAUUAUAUUAUUCUUGAGAUCGAACCUGUGUUUUUUCGAUUACCCAUUCCUCCCUCCGGAAAAGCAGCUUGACCCCAAUUCCCAUUACAAACUCUUCCACGAUUACCGUUUGUUGAGAAAUCAGCGAAAACACCAUCGCUUUUUCAUUUUUCCGACGUCAUUUCCGUUAAUAACAGCCUUCAGAAGACAGUCUUCAUAAAAACCGACGCUAAACUCCCACUUUUUCUCAUUCCUUCCAUGCUGCUUUCCUCCCACGGAAGCCCGAUUGAAAGUGGGAUAAACGCUGAACUCGGCGUUGAAAGUCGGAUAAACGCUGAACUCUUCGCUUUUCGUGUUUUUUCAAUCGAAAAUUUUUCGAAUUUCGGAAACCCAGCCCGGUUUAUGCGAUCGUACCUGAUACAUUGGACGAAACUUGUUGGAUUCGCGCUCGGGACCGCGAUUUUGGCGUGGAGAUGCAAGCUCUGGGCCUGUCAUGCGUACUGUAACCGGAUUUGCUUCGGGCGAAAUGUAAAUUGUGGGGGGUUUUUGGGGGUUCAGAAAAAAUUAAAUUUUUUUGGGGAAAAGGCUGGAUGGAUCAGAAAAUUAUGGUGGUUAGUGGUUUGAGGGGGAACUAGAAUGAUUUUAUUAAACACAUUUUUUUUAAAUUAAAUUUGGUGGGAAAAUUGAGAUUUUUUCGAGUUUUUUUUUGAUUUUUUUUCAAAUUUUUUUGGUAAAGAUCUCAAAAUUUUGUAAAAUACACUGGGGGGACCUGAUCCAGUGGCGAAACACGUACCAUUUUGCAUCCGGGAAGUACCAAAAACGUGGCAAAAUGCUUCACUUUUGGUGGGGGAAAGGGCCCUUCAAAACGAAGUUUUUUCACUUGGAGAGGGAAGCAUUUUUCCACAUUUUUGAUACUUCCCGGAUGCAAAAUGCUACGUUUUUUGCCACUGGAUCAUUACAAACUUAUGAAUUUGUAAUGCGGCAUUAUCUCGCCGCCUGAGCCAAAUUUUUUCGUUUUUCAAUAUGAAAAAAGAAGUCUUUUGACAACUUUUAAAAAUUUUGGCCGGUUUUUUUGGGAAAUUUUCGGUGUUUGAAGAAUAAAAUGAGAAAAGAAUGCUGUGUAGCCAACUUAUUUUGGGUUGCAAGACCUCUAGGAGUAUGAUACUAUCAGUUUCAACCAGAAAUUUUUACAAAAAAAUCAAGAUUUUUGCCCGUUUUUCUAACUAGGAAGUCACUUCUAUGGGGUAUAUUACAUGUCGAGACAUAUAUCAAAAAAUCGCAAAAUUUUUCUGAUUCAGAAUAUGUAAAAGUUAGCUGCCUAAUUUUAGUUUGUAAGGGUGAAAAAAUCCUCUGAAUUUUUCUCGCAACACCACAUAAAUGCCAUUUUGACCAAGUUUCUACCAAAUCAAAAGCUUUUUUUUUGAGCAUUUGUGUGGUGUUGCGAGAAAAGUUCCGAGGAUUUUUUCACCCUUACAAACCAAAAUUAGGCGGCUAACUUUCACAUAUUCUGAAUCAGAAAACUUUUGCGAUUGUUUUGAUGUAUGUCUCGACCUGUAACUCCACGCCCCAUAGAAGUACUCUCCUUGUAAGAAAAACGGGCAAAAAUCUUGAUUUUUUGAUAAAAUUUCUGGUUGAAACUGGUAGUAUCGUUCUCCUGGCGGUCUUGCAACCUAAAAUAAGUUGGCUACAAAGCAUUCUUUUCUCAUUUUAUUCUUCAAACCCCGAAAAUUUCCCAAAAUAUCGGCCAAAAUUUACUCUCCUUCAAUAUUUUUUUUUUUUCAAAUUUAAUACUUCGAAUUUUUCCAGCCAAUUGGUCGAAUAUGCCUGCUGGACGAGGAGGACGAACGUUUCGUUUUCGAAAUCAUGGAGCACGAAGUGCUGUGGGACAAGGAAACGGUCAAAGGAAUCUUCGCGCCCGACCUGCGCCCGGUCGACGAGUCCGACGAAUGUGUUUUGGAGAUUUUUGACGACACGAUCGAAGAAGAGCUCCUGGAUGAGUGCUUCUAA
Bursaphelenchus xylophilus (pine wood nematode) is the source of this 4603-nucleotide messenger RNA. NCBI's taxonomy places the organism in Eukaryota, Metazoa, Nematoda, Chromadorea, Rhabditida, Aphelenchoididae. The record is from the annotation of a GenBank genome assembly.